UUGUUUUAUUUAGUUGAAUUAAGUGAAGAAAAGCACAAAGAUCUAAUAAAGAAAAAAGAGAUGGAAAUUUCAGAGUUAAAUGCAAAGUUAGUAACUCAAGAAAAGGAAAAGCAAAAUGAGAUAGGCAAACUACAGCUGGAGUUUGAUGCCAAACUAGCAAGAGUUCAGACUAAAUCAAAAUCCUAUCCAGAUUCUACUAUUUCCCCACAAAGUAUCUACAGAAGGAAGCUUCAACAUCUUCAAGAAGAAAAAAACAAGGAAAUUGCAAUUCUUCAUAAUACCAUUCAGGAUUUGGAGCAGCGCCUUUCUAUCAGCAAAGACUCUCAUCUUAAGCGUAGACGAUUUUGAGUAUAACAGUAAAUUCAUUAAUUACUGUUUACUUUUUUAAGAGCAACUGAAAAUUUCACUUACAUUUUCAACAUACGUCUAAAUAAUAAAAAAGAGACAGCUUUAA
Messenger RNA from Octodon degus (degu), 454 nucleotides. RefSeq names its product coiled-coil domain-containing protein 152-like. Lineage: Eukaryota; Metazoa; Chordata; Mammalia; Rodentia; Octodontidae. The annotation marks the transcript as partial. The record is from RefSeq and is a predicted model, not a curated record. The transcript has 2 exons.